This is a messenger RNA of Rhipicephalus sanguineus (brown dog tick), 3070 nucleotides long. RefSeq names its product transmembrane protein 165. Gene Ontology annotation, biological process: manganese ion transmembrane transport; Golgi calcium ion homeostasis; Golgi calcium ion transport. The record is from RefSeq and is a predicted model, not a curated record. The coding region runs from base 394 to 1278 and encodes 294 amino acids. The transcript is spliced from 7 exons. Gene Ontology annotation, cellular component: Golgi apparatus. Gene Ontology annotation, molecular function: manganese ion transmembrane transporter activity; calcium ion transmembrane transporter activity. Lineage: Eukaryota; Metazoa; Arthropoda; Arachnida; Ixodida; Ixodidae.
CGGCGACGUCACAGCCGUCACGAUUCGGCCGCCGAUUGAUACUUGCGCGAAGUGCAUUCAUUGGUUUUCUUGGUGACAAGUCCUAUUUUCUGUCGGAAAUGCAGCUUCUUUUUCGCUCAUCUGGAAAGCUGAAGGCUGCCCCUCGAGCAUGGAUAGCCGCUCCUUGAAAGCCACAUUUAUACAGCACGUGUGUCGAGGUGUCUACUCGUAGCGUGUACCGUUCGCCGGGUUUCGUGCGAACGUUUGUGAUCAACUGCUUGAAUUCAGUCGGCUGAAGAAGGAUCAUGCGAAACUCUUGUAUUGCUGCUUCGUUAUAAAUCGACGGGCGAUCUAGUCAACGCGUCACCUAUAAUAUUUCUGACCACUGCCGGUGCUCGCGCCCAUCAUUCCACUAUGUAUCCCCAGCUCAUCGUCGCGCUUUCGUUUCUCGUUGGUGCCUAUGCCUACGUUGCUGAUCAGCUCCAAGGUGCUGUACCGAAUCUGGAUUUUCGUACAUCUGAAGAUGUGUUCAAGCCUGCUGCCUCACCAACUUCUAAAGAUGAUGUAUCCACAGAGUCCAACACAGAAUUCUGGCAUGGCUUCCUGGGGGCCAUCUCAGUUAUCAUUGUCUCUGAGCUUGGAGACAAAACAUUCUUCAUUGCAGCCAUCCUCGCCAUGCGCCACUCACGCUUGGUUGUCUUUGGAGGUGCCAUUGCAGCGCUGUCCAUUAUGACAGUGCUGUCAGCUGGCUUAGGCUUUGUAACUACAGUUAUUCCACGUGUAUACACACAUUAUUUGUCCAUUGCCCUCUUCGUCUUCUUCGGUGUUCGCAUGAUCAGAGAAGCGUACUACAUGCAGCCUGAUGAAGGCAUGGAUGAGUACGAAGAGGUCCAGAAAUCACUGAGCAGAAAAGAAAUGGAUGACAGUGCCAACCAAGCGAGGGACUCGGUUGUCAACAUGGAGGCUGGGUCGACGUCAGUGAGCUUUCGUAGGCGGAUGCGCUUGUUCCUGUCUAAGGUGUUCUUUCAGGCACUCACCCUCACUUUUGUGGCAGAGUGGGGCGACCGCUCACAGAUUGCCACAAUUAUUCUUGCUGCACGAGAGGACCCGGUGGCAGUGUCACUUGGAGCCAUCCUGGGCCACAGCCUGUGCACUCUGCUUGCAGUUAUUGGAGGGAGGCUUGUGGCGCAGUGGAUAUCUGUCCGAACAGUCACCUUUAUCGGAGGUGUAGUGUUCCUGGUCUUUGCAGUGUCAUCGUUGUACCUUGGCUCUGGAGAAAAAUCAUUGAGGAGCCUAUGAGGCUGCAGCUUUGGCAGGCCUAAGGCACCAAAGAGAACAUAAAGUUUAGGAUUGUUUCUAUAAAAAAAGUUAACGUGUGCAACUUUUGGAUGGCUAGAGCUCGCGAACUGUAGGUAGUGAAUGAAAAAAUGCAAUUGUGUCUUUCUAUAUCUUAUCUUGAGGGCAUUCCUAAAGUGUCCCACGGAAGUUAAGUGGUGCUGCAUUGAGUAUGCGUAAGCAGCAGUAUUUUACUGCCUAUGUUCUCUACAAAUUGUUGUACUGUGAUUACUAUGUGCUAUCAGUAAAGCCUCGUUAAUUCAACCCUCAUUAUUACAAAAUAUUUGAUAAUAUGGACUCGCUUUCCAGUCACAGGAAGCCUAUGCAUUAUUUAAUAGCAUUAUUCAGAUAUAUUGGGCUACACCUGUGUUAGUUUAGAGUGGAAAGUGCCGCAAAUGUGCGAUGCAAAAUAAAGAUAAAUGUGCUAGUGUGCAACCAAAAUGAAGAGGCGCAGCCAACGUUAUCAUAGUCAUCAGGCUGAGCAUGCGGUAAGGACAGGCUUUGGACAGUCUGUGCCCAUUUGCAUUUAUCGCCGCAUUGGUCAUGUGCCUUCACAAAGGCAUGGUUUCCAUCCAUGAUCACGUUGUUAGUGAGCUGGAUUUCAUCCGCAGAGGUUGCACCAUACAACAGCUUCGUUUUGACUCGGUGUGUGUAGGCUGCAUGUGAUCCUUCAGAAAUGUGUGGACUAUGUAUGAUUGCACUGCUAGCAACCGUGGGUUUAAUCUGCAGUGGUUGUGUCACUCUGAUGUUUAGCUUUAGCUAGAUGCAGUACUUGUGCAGUGUCACAAUCAUGGCAGGAGCUGUGGAGGAUGAACAGGUGAUUUUGCCGCGAUUUUUGUGCUGGCAUCAAACUACCCAGUUAUGUCACAGUGGGUAGAUGAUGGGUUGCCAGUCAGCUCACUGGUGAUCAAAUUAUCAUCAUACGUGCUUGGUGGUGGUGAUAGUAGCAAAGGGGGAUAUGGGAGAGUGGAUGAAAGGCACAUCGUCGAUGAAAGUGCAGGUGUUGACACCUUUGAUAAUUUGGUAUUCACUUUAAAUUUUUUCCCGUUCCCGUUAAUUCCAAAUUAAUGAGGUUUUGCUGCGUGUGAGUUGGGCCUGAGCAAACAGACUGUUAAAUCUCUUGGCUUGGGGAAAUGGCUCAGCUUGGCAUUAUUGAGCAUCCGCUGGUUCCAGCACAUUUCCAUUACUUGAUAGUAUAGCAUUCAGCUUAUCAUGUUUAGUAUAUUGUUUUGUUGCUGUCCAUUUGUAUCUGUUGUAUUAAGCUUAGGAAUAAGUCUAUAGCCAUGAAAUAUAAACUCUUGUACAAAUUUUUGAUUUCAGUGUACAGCUUUUGCAAUGGUUGGUGUGCCUGUGUCGCGUUACGAGACCAAGCAAUAAAAACAUUUUUGUAGCAAUUUGUCUGAUGAAAAUUAUAACAGAAAAUGUUUCGAGCUUCAGUGGGGAGGAAAGGACAGCUGAAGCCAUAAAUUGGUGUCGGUUUCCCUGCUGGGUGUUCUCCUUUUUAGCACAAAACACUGCUGCUGUAAACGUGUCUGUCUGAAUCUCUGUUGCUGCCUUUGAGUGAGUUGUUGGCUAUUAAAAUUUUGGCGACUGCAGAACAAAGUAAGCAUGGUAUUAUGAUGUGCUGUCUUUUGUUUAUAUAAUACCUUUGUGCUAAACAUACUCUUGUUGAUUUUGGUGCAGUCAUUAGAUCAAUUGUACAAAAUCUUGCAACAUUGGAAAUCUUGACAGAGAAGGGAAGCACUUUGUGUCUGAA